UUGAGAGCGUUAAUUCAAAGAGUAGCCCAGGCCGCCGUAACGGUGAAUGACCGCGAGGUAGGCCGCGUCGGGCCAGGGUUGGUGGUGCUAUUGGGCGUAUCGGCCGAUGAUACGGAGACCGACGCCAAAUACCUGGUAGAAAAGACCGUCAACCUGAGAAUAUUUGCCGACGACCAGAACCGAUUCAACCUCUCCGCCCUGGACACCGGGGCGGAGUUACUCGUUGUAAGCCAGUUCACGCUCUACGGCGACACCCGCAAGGGGCGCCGCCCGGACUUCACCAAGGCGGCCCCGCCAGAUCAGGCUCAAAGACUUUACGAACACACUGUGGGCCUUUUCCGUGACGCCGGCCUAACGGUAGCCACGGGCGUGUUCCAGGAACAUAUGCAGGUCUCCCUGCAGAAUGACGGGCCGGUAACUUUGAUGCUGGAUAGCGCCGACCGCCACCGCCCGAGACGGUAA
Geodia barretti is the source of this 462-nucleotide messenger RNA. NCBI's taxonomy places the organism in Eukaryota, Metazoa, Porifera, Demospongiae, Tetractinellida, Geodiidae. The record is from the annotation of a GenBank genome assembly.